Puccinia triticina is the source of this 738-nucleotide messenger RNA. RefSeq lists its product as uncharacterized. Gene Ontology annotation, cellular component: mitochondrial inner membrane. NCBI's taxonomy places the organism in Eukaryota, Fungi, Basidiomycota, Pucciniomycetes, Pucciniales, Pucciniaceae. The transcript is spliced from 3 exons. Gene Ontology annotation, biological process: mitochondrial transmembrane transport; monoatomic ion transport. The coding region runs from base 1 to 738 and encodes 245 amino acids. The record is from RefSeq and is a predicted model, not a curated record. Gene Ontology annotation, molecular function: monoatomic ion transmembrane transporter activity.
AUGUCAGCAUUUGUGCCGACGAACGUGAUCAUAGCGACUGGACUUCUGCUCCCGAAUCCAUCCUUAGCGUCGAUAGUCGGAUGGCAAUGGGCAAACCAGACCUUAAACGUGUGUGUGAACUAUUCGAAUGCGAACAAGUCGACAGCGAUGAGUACUAGCGAGGUAGCGAAGGCGUAUAUGAGUGCCACAGUAACUUCGGUCGGCCUAGCAGUCGGCCUCAACCGGCUCAUACCCCGACUCACCAGUCGUGUCGGCCGUGAGACCGGCCUCCUCCUCGCCCGCUUCGUCCCGUUCGUCGCCGUCGCCUCCGCUGGUUGCGUCAACGUCGGCCUCAUGCGUUGGAAAGAGCUCCGUGAUGGCAUCGACGUCUAUCCACCCGGAGCCAGUGACCCUGAACAAGCCCUCGGAAAAUCACAGAUCGCAGGCGCUUAUGCUGUUGGCCAGACUGCCACCUCACGCGUUCUCACAAACAUUCCUACACUCAUCCUUCCUCCACUCAUCAUCACCGCCUUACAAAAAAGAGGCACUUUCUCCGGGCCCAGGGGCAAGUCGCUUGAGAUGAUUGCCAACCUCGGUUUGAUUGGCGGCUCCCUCUUCUUCUUCCUCCCUCCAGCCAUUGCUGCUUUUCCCCAACGUGCCAAAAUCCAGCCCCAUAAAUUGGAAGAGAAGUUCUCACAGAUGAUUGAUGAACGUACUGGAAAACCUUACAAAUACUUUGAAUUUAACAAAGGAUUAUGA